AUGCAGUUCCUCAAGCCCCUUCUCGUCGUCUCGUCCCUCGCUGCUUCUAUCUAUGCCUCUCCGUUUUCGAAAAGGAAUACGAACGAGAAAAAAUAUGCAAUUUUGGAUAAUGAUUGGUCUUCGGCGGGGUUUAUCCCAUUCUUGCUCGCAGUAGAUGCUGGGAUCGAAGUCUUGGCUCUCACUUCGUCUACUUCCAAUUCGUGGCAAAAACAGUGCGCCUACCAUGCUCUCGCGACUCUAGAGGCCGGUAACUUGAGCUGUAUUCCGGUUUACUACGGCUCAACGUAUCCUCUGAUCAACACCUAUGAACGUUUCCAAGCAUGGGAAGCUGUCCACGGCGUCCUUCCAUGGCAGGGUGUUUUCGCACCUUACAAUGCCACUGCUGAAGCUUUGGGAUCUGAUCCAACUGCCGACGGUACCAAUGCCAAUCGGAUCGCCGCAUCCGCAUUCGUGGAAGGAUUUCCCAACACCACUGCAGUGACUGGCAAAACUGCAGCUCAGUUUAUGGUUGAGCAGGUUCGCAAGUAUCCUGGUCAAGUCAGUAUUUAUGCUGCAGGCGCUAUGACCAAUGUUGCAUUGGCGGUGAGAUUGGAUGAGGAGUUUGCCAGCUUGGCCAAGGAGUUGGUCAUUAUGGGAGGUUAUGUUGAUGUUAAUAUGUAUCAGGCAACCGGGACUACCAAUCAAGCUGACAUCAAUUCGGACAUCAAUCUCAUGAUCGAUCCUGAAGCAUCCAAGAUCGCACUGACGGCUGCUUUCCCGAAUAUCAUCAUUGCUGGAAAUGUCGCAAAUCAAGUCAUCUCAAGUCAAGAGUUCCUCGAUGAGAUAUACGAGGUGAAGAACCCGUAUUCGAAGCUGAUGUACGAGUAUUAUGGCACCAUCUUUCCUUUCUGGGAUGAAACUGCUAUGGCUAUUUUGAUUGAUCCUAGUAUUGUCACCAAUGCUACCACUGUUUACCUUGAUGUUGACGUUGCUUAUGCAAGCCCUUCUUAUGGCAAUAUUCACGUCUACCAGAGUGCAUUGAUGCCGCCAAACAUCAGGAACGUCACUUAUGUUAACACAAUUGAUACGGCGAAGUUCAAGUCAAUGAUCAAGCAUGCUGUUCAGUACCCCAAGAGCUGUUCUGACUUCUAGAUAUCGAGAUGG
Molecule: messenger RNA, 1143 nt
Organism: Mollisia scopiformis
Lineage: Eukaryota; Fungi; Ascomycota; Leotiomycetes; Helotiales; Mollisiaceae
Product: inosine-uridine preferring nucleoside hydrolase
Exons: 4
Coding region: 1-1131 (376 amino acids)
Biological process (GO): purine nucleoside catabolic process
Cellular component (GO): cytosol
Molecular function (GO): purine nucleosidase activity
Source: RefSeq, a predicted model, not a curated record